Molecule: messenger RNA, 1188 nt
Organism: Neoarthrinium moseri
Lineage: Eukaryota; Fungi; Ascomycota; Sordariomycetes; Amphisphaeriales; Apiosporaceae
Exons: 3
Coding region: 1-1188 (395 amino acids)
Biological process (GO): actin filament bundle assembly; actin cortical patch localization
Cellular component (GO): actin cortical patch
Molecular function (GO): phosphatidylinositol binding; actin filament binding
Source: RefSeq, a predicted model, not a curated record
AUGGGUAUCAACAACCCUCUGCCGUCGUCACUGGCAGAACCUCGUGCCGUCAUAUCCGACCUGGCCGCGAAGCCGCCCAACACACAACAUCAUGCUGACCCUCUGUUUACCACUCCAGCCGAAUGCAAAAAGUGCGGCAAGAUCCUGACCUCGUUCGUCGACCCCCGCCAGGCCUUCUCGCCCGACAAGGUCAUCCCGCCCGAGAUUCUACAGAAUGCGAAAGGUCUCGCCAUCUUGACCGUCAUCAAGGCCGGUUUCCUCGGCUCAGCACGCUUCGGCUCCGGCUUGGUCGUCGCCCGCCUGGAGAAUGGAUCGUGGUCCGCCCCCAGCGCCAUCAUGACCGGAGGUGCCGGCUUCGGAGGCCAGAUCGGAUUCGAGUUGACCGACUUUGUCUUCAUCCUGAACGACCGGAAUGCGGUCAAGACAUUUGCCCAGGCCGGCUCCAUCACCCUCGGUGGAAAUGUGUCUAUCGCAGCGGGGCCUGUUGGUCGCAAUGCGGAAGCUGCUGGCGCGGCGUCGUUAAAGAGUGUGGCCGGAAUCUUCAGCUACAGCAAGACCAAGGGACUUUUCGCCGGUGUGUCUCUGGAGGGAUCCGCCAUUAUUGAGCGGAAGGAUGCAAAUGAGAAGCUGUACGGUCAACGGUUGAGCGCAAUGCAACUCCUCACCAGCUCCAACAUACCCCAUGAAGCCGCGCCGCUCAUGACGAUAUUAAACCGCCGCGAGUUUAUGGGCAUGGGAGGGACAGGUGUGGCGGCCGACGAGAGCAUGGGCACCCAAACGCCAGCCCAAACGCCAGCCCAAACGCCAGCCCAGGGGGGUUAUGAGGACCAAUACACCGCGCCCCAACGAGCCUCGACGUGGCAGGCAGGCACUGGCUACGGCGCCCAGCAGCAGCAGCAGCAGCAGCAGCAUCAAGAACACGCAGGGGCGUUUGCGCCGGAGAAAAAGGCCGGCCCCGGCAGGCCGGCAGCUCCCAAGCCAAACUACCAGAGCAAACAGGCCAUGGUGAAUAAGAACCAGGCGGUUGCCAUGUACAAUUUCGAGAGCGAUACCCCAGGCGACCUGACGUUCAAGAAGGGCGACGUCAUCACGAUUCUGAAGAAGACCGAGAACGAAACGGACUGGUGGACCGGCAUGAUUGGCACGAGGCAUGGUAUAUUCCCAAGCAAUUAUGUCAAAAUGACAUAG